Oldenlandia corymbosa var. corymbosa is the source of this 924-nucleotide messenger RNA. The record is from the annotation of a GenBank genome assembly. NCBI's taxonomy places the organism in Eukaryota, Viridiplantae, Streptophyta, Magnoliopsida, Gentianales, Rubiaceae.
AUGGGAAGGAUCAUCAUGUGUGUUAUAAACGACCCUCAUAAACCAUGGGUUAAUUGGGUAACUGUGCUCAAAGGUGGAACAAGGAAUUUCAUUGUAAAGUUGCUGAUGAAGGUUGACACGAACAACAUUCUCAAACUCUGUCAUUAUGGAUUAAACUCUAGGAUAGUCAGGGUACUUACUGGAAGUGGCAAAGUUGUGACCCUUGGUUUUGACUUGGCUACUUUAUUAGUAUUGGAGGAUCAGUCAUGUGGUUGGGUUGCAAGGAUUUUGACAAUAAAAAUAUUCUUGCCAGAUUUUCAGGUUGAUAUUCUGUGGAUGGAAUGUUUUCAAAUAUUGACUUUAAGUUCUGGAAAUUUGCAAGGAACUAAGAGCAAGUUGUGGAAUGCUAUUCUUUAUCUCUCUUGUACUCUUGUUGUAAAGAUGAGGUUGAAGGAAGGGAUGAUUAACUUUCCCAAAUUUGGUCAUUGUGUACUUCCACUCGUGAUGGUUGGGGUUGUCACUGGUGGCUGCAGAGACAUUAACCUUGUUUUUCACUUAUCAAGGGCAGUUGAGAACAAAUUUGGAGUGGAUAUUUUUGCCCUUGAAGGAGAAUUCCACAGUGAUGUUCUUUAUACUAACAAGGGAAUUAGCAAUAAUUGGGAAGCUAAUUUGGCGUUGCUGUUAUUGAUUGUUGAUAUAAGCCUUGAGGACAAGACUGGAUUUAUGGAGAUGGGAUUAUUUGAGUUUGCAUCUGUUAAUGGCUUGGGUCGAAAGUUUUUCAGAAUUCUGGGAACAUUAAGGUUGUUCAUGAAUAUUUGGAUGAGUCUGAUGGAGUGCAAUAUUAAAGGGUGGUGGACAGCAUUUCUGAAGUUUACAGUAUUGCUAUUUGUGCCACCUGAUUUUGCGUAUACUAGUGAUGUUUGGUCGCACAAUGCGCGACCCUGA